This is a messenger RNA of Bolinopsis microptera, 1901 nucleotides long. Its product is annotated as olfactory receptor 2AT4-like. The record is from RefSeq and is a predicted model, not a curated record. Gene Ontology annotation, cellular component: plasma membrane. Gene Ontology annotation, biological process: G protein-coupled receptor signaling pathway. Gene Ontology annotation, molecular function: G protein-coupled receptor activity. NCBI's taxonomy places the organism in Eukaryota, Metazoa, Ctenophora, Tentaculata, Lobata, Bolinopsidae. The transcript is spliced from 4 exons. Bases 13 to 1329 code for a protein of 438 amino acids.
CAAGUACCAGUUAUGGUCCAGCUCAGCAAUGACACGAGUGAAGCUGACAUAAAGCUGCAUUUCUACGACCUGACGACAGGAGAGCAAUAUCUUAUCGCGGUUAUACUGACGAUACUCUUUUUUAUGGGAAUUGUGGGGAACUCUGGUAUUCUUUACGUCAUCAGAGGAUUCAAACCAUCACACCAAUACAAGCCAGGACGACUGCUGCUUAUCUGGAUGUUUGGAACUGACUUAGCCCUGACUAUUAUCAUGGUUCUACCUGCCACUCUCACUUCGUUCGGAUGGAGUGGUCUACCAUCAGAGUCCCUACCCUGCACAUUAUUUGGGUACACUGAAACAGUUUUUGCAGCACUAGAAAACCUGAUAAUCUUAGUGAUGAGCCUGGAACGAUCCUUUACAAUAUACUUUCCUUUGAGGACGAUACUAAAUGUUCGGAGAACAAACGUAAGUGCCUUGGUGUGUAUUCUAGCAUCAAUCUUACUAGCAACGGUAAACAUCCUCAUCAGCAAGUUUACCUACAACCCGGACGCUUUACGCUGCUUAGCUGACUUCUACCCGGAGGAGAGGAAGAUACAACUCUUCAUUGCUGGAUCGACCAUGCUCUUUGUAUUUGUGCCCAUGUUGAGCACCAUCCUGGUGUAUGUUCUUAUCAUACGGAUUGUGUGUAAAAGCAACGAGUUUGGACACUCGAGAACAUCUUGGCAAGCCAUCAAAACCACACUAUUAGUAGUGGGAAUAUAUCUGCUUUCUGCUCUGCCGUUCAUUGUGGCGCGUCUUUACGUGCUAGCAACCACAUCUGAACUACCUCUUAGAUUCAGGAUGUUUUCAACCGUGAUAUUUAUGGUCAACACGGCUGUUAACCCUUAUGUCUACAUAGUGACCAACCGAUCCUUGCGGAACCACGGCAAACAAACACUAGCUAAGUCAAAACAUCCGUCUAACGUACUGGAAGGAUCAUCACUCACGAUAGACGGACAAUCUAAUAAAGCCUGGUCUUUAACUCGAGCUAUUAAGAACGCUAACACCCUCACCAGACAGAACGGAGUUCCGAAAUCUCCAACUAAAAAUAGGGUCGUUUUAAGAAGCAUGACCUCAACAGGUUCACGGACUUCAAGCAAUGUUAACUCUCUGAUCAGUGACAUUAGAACACCUAGUCCCAGACUUGAUACGAUAGAAGAUGUUUUAGAUGGGCCAAGUGAGAUGUUUCAUAAUGAUAAUGCGAUUGAUGUCAUCCCUACUUGCGGUGAUCAAGUUGAAGAUAGAGCUGAUAGCACUGAGCAUUGCCUUGCAGUGCCUUCGACAGUGGUUCUUGUUAGUGAUAAGCAUUAGAGGAGAACUGACUAAGAAUUGUUAAAACGUGCAAUUAACUGUCACGUGAUAAACAGAAUGGUAAGAUUAUGGUAUGCUAGAUUGUAUACAAGUUCUCUCCCACUUAUAAGAUGAUGUUUUAGCUUCCAUCCAAAUCAAGUAUUUUUGUAUCGUAUCAUAUAUAACCUUGUUGGCGAUUCCACUAUGACAGAUUUUAUAUUCUAUGUUUUGUAAACAGGAGCAAACUGACCUUUAAUUGUGCUUAUUGUGCUUAUAUCAAAGGAAGGCACUAUCUAAAGGAUGUUGUGUUAUUCAGUAAAUGAAAAUAAGCUACAGUUUAGUCGGUAAGACAAAAAUUUGAAUGAUAAAUUAAUUAUUUUUCAGACGUAUUACACUUACAUAUAGAAAGAUAACAAAUAGACAGUGAUGGAUAUUGAAUAAUAUGUUAAAUAAAAUAUAUUUAAAUAUAAUCAAAAUACUGACUACUUUGGAAAAGCAUUUAUUGGCUGUGUGAAGCUAACUUCACAGGUCACAAUCAUACUCACGAGAAGCUAAACUUCUCAACCAUAACUCAAAUUGAACAGUCUGUCAUU